Messenger RNA from Schistosoma mattheei, 1449 nucleotides. Lineage: Eukaryota; Metazoa; Platyhelminthes; Trematoda; Strigeidida; Schistosomatidae. The record is from the annotation of a GenBank genome assembly.
GUGACAAUUUCAAAUGCGGAGAAAAUGAUGGCUAAAACUAAUUAAAUAAUCAUUAUUGUAUAACAUUUGAAACUGUCUCAAAUAGCUAGCAUGUGAAUUCACGAUUUUGUAAAUACUGUUUCAAUGUACGUUAAAUGAUGGUAUGGUUUUGUUUAUUCAAAUAGACAUGAAAAAUGUUGAUUUAAUUGUUUUACGCGCAAUCACAACUCAACAAAAACGUUUGAGUUUAAGUAAUAAAAAACUUUAUCAUUUACCAUACAACAUUGAAUUUCUUAACUGGCUUGUAAUAUUAGAUCUACGUUCAAAUAGUUUAUCUGAUCUGCCAAUUCUACCAAAACAUCUACAAUCGAUUAAUUUAGGUCACAACUGGUUUACAACAAUACCUAAUUCUGUAUUUGAAUUGACGUCACUCAAAUCAAUCAGUAUGUAUAGCAAUCAACUUCAAUCUAUUCCAAGUACACUUUUCGAACGGUUGGUUAAUCUUGAAUACAUAAAUUUCAAUCAUAAUUACAUUAAUGCACUAAAUGACUCAAUAUCCAAUUUAGCCCAUUUGAAAUACUUGUCGAGUUCACAUAAUAAAUUGACGACACUACCAGAGUCAAUGUGUUCAAUGCUCAACAAAUUAGAAUAUUUAAAUCUAGGUUAUAAUCAUAUUUUGACAUUGCCAUUUAAUUUUGGUCUACUACAAAACAUGAAAACACUGCUUUUACAUAAGAACUUUUUAACACGAUUACCUGAGACAUUCGGGCAACUGAAAUCACUAACAGUUUUAGACUUAGCUGGUAAUAACUUACAACUUUUACCAUCCAACUUUACACAGUUGAAAUUAAAAGAAUUCUACGCUGAAGCUAAUCCAUUCACACGAAACGAUUUAUUUACUUCAACGUAUAAAGAAAAUGUUUUAACAUUGAAAGAAAUUGUCUUACGAAAAUUAUCCCGUUUAGGAUUUAUUGAUAUUGGUGUUAGCAAUCCUUGGUUAGAAAGUAUUAUCGGAUCAAAACAAUGGCAAACAGCUGGAUUUUGUGCUCUAUGUAAAAACCCAUUUGUAACUUGGUGGUUAGAAAGUGUCCGAUUUGCCAAUCGUAAAGAAUUAAUUAUCUCUAAAAAAUUUCAGUUGAACAAAGCAUCUCCAGAAGUAUUAUAUCCGUUAAGGACUUUAUUUUGCAGUUAUCAUUGCUUAAAUUCAAGCGGAAAUUGUUACGGAUUAAGUGUUGGUUAAUGUUUUGUCGUAACGAAUUUACUCAUAGUGAUGGCGAAAAAAAUCUCAAGCUCAGAAGGAAGAUUUACAGUGAUGUGCACAAUUGAACUGCAUGCUUUAUUCAUGAAGUAUUCACUGCCUUCCUAGGCAAUAUCAUCUUUAAAUUCUUCUAAUGAUAUGUAACUUGUUUCAAAAGUAUAUGCUGAUGUUAUUGUCCAGAAAAACACUGAAAACUUCAUAACUAAUUGUUA